AUGUAUGUCGUCAACGAGAACAACGUGCCGGUUUCAACUCUUGUAGUCCGCGGAGAGGGAUGGAACAAGUGGGUAAGAGAGCUCGAUUCGUCCGACAAACCAGUCGACGCCGUUUGCUCGACCCAGACUACAAUAGCAGCAGGUUCAGCGGCAGGACCUUCCAGAACCGUCGAUCUCACCAAACACUGCAAGUAUCACGAUGUCAAAGGGCACGAUACGACAGAGUGCAAGUCACUCUAUGCGCACUACCUCUCCUCCUUAGCAAGUGGUGACUUCAAGUUCGAACCACUAAAGGCUAAGCUAAAGAACGGCAAGAGCUGGAGCAAGAAUAAAGAAAGGAGAGCCCAGCGCAAAGCUACAGGCAAAAGUCGACAUAGCGAAACUCAACAACGCGAUGACGAGGAGGACGCCCCGAAGAGUACUGGCGAGGCAGACUCCUCGGCUGACGAAGAGCAACCAGCUAACCGCAGACGCAUUGAGGUCAUACUUUCCCAGCAAAACUUGUCGUCAGACGAUGAGAACGAUGACACACCUGUACUCUAAGAUUUGAGAGAUGUUCUGAAACGGAAGUUUGAAUCCGAAAACAGCAACAGCUCCACGCGCAAUGACCUCCGAACAACGUUGAAUGCACGAAAGUCGCGGCGUAUCUCGGCAGUUGACCCUGAUCCCAAAGAACGCCCGAACGGCGACCUUGGGGAUAAACUCAACGCAGGAGCAUGCGAUCUCCGAA
Molecule: messenger RNA, 730 nt
Organism: Brassica oleracea var. oleracea
Lineage: Eukaryota; Viridiplantae; Streptophyta; Magnoliopsida; Brassicales; Brassicaceae
Source: RefSeq, a predicted model, not a curated record